UUUCAGCUUUCACAGCCUUUCACUGUUCAGUGUUCUUGUUAAAUUUCAACUUAACCUGCACGGUUUCUUCCUGGUAGUUUGCCACGAUUUCCUACCGUGCCUGCGGGAUUUUUGCCGCCGAUUUCAGUGUUUUCUUUUAUUGUUUAGUCAGCAGUGUCGCGUUGAUCGUUAUCCACUCACCAUGUCGACCAGCGUCAGUGCUUGGCAAGCCACAGUGCGCGGGGUCGCCGCGCGUGUCAAACACAGUCUGGUCACCGGGGAGCGCAGCGAUGUGCAGUUCCAUGUAGGACGAGAGCAUGGAGAAGUCCAGACCUUCCGCGCCCAUAAGUACGUGCUGAGCAUCAGCAGCGCGGUGUUCGACACCAUGUUCUAUGGAGCGAUGGCGGCUGACGCUGCCAGCAAGGAAGAAUCGGACGGUGUGGAUGACGCUCGCAACAAGGACGAGCUGGAGAUUCCGGAAAUUCUCCCUGAAGCCUUCGGCAACAUGCUCAGCUUCAUGUAUACCGACUGCGUGGAGAAUCUGUCGGAGGAGAACGCUUUCCAGACACUGUACUGCGCGCAGAAGUACGACCUUCCGUUGUUGUCGGAGCAGUGCACGGCCUUCCUUCUCCGCCAGCUGAAAGCGGAGAACUGCCUGCUGAAUUUGGAAAAUGCCAUGUUUUUGGAUGCCGAGUCCGUGGUGGAGAAGUGUCUGGAGUUUGUCGACGGGGCGGGUCAGGCGGUGCUGCAGUCGGAGCAGCUGGUGGCGGUCAAGCACGCCACACUGGCCCUGAUUGUCAACCGUAACAGUCUGGAUGUGGACGAGAACGUGGUGUACACGGCGGUCGAGAAAUGGGCUAAGGAAUUCUGCAAGCAGAAGGACCUGGAACCGACUCCCGAAAAUCUCCGCGAGGUGCUGGGCGAGAUCCUGCGUUGUGUUCGUUUCCCUCUGAUGACCGAUCGUCAACUGGCUGACGGUCCCGUGAAGUGCGGUUUGCUGAGCCGCGACGAACUGUGGGAUAUCUACGAGUGGAAGCACGCGGCCGUCAAGCCGCAGCUGGCCUUCCCCUCCGCCCCGCGCCAACCCGUGGCCCCGCGACGCACCUUCCCCUGCGUGGCCAACGACGAGGUGUUCGUGCGCGGCACCGACGCGCGCUGGUACCCGGCCGUGUACCAGCAGGCCGUCGUCGGCAACGGGCACUACGCCGUCGUCUGGUGCGAGAACGGCGACAAGGAGGAUGUGCCGGCCUACACGGUGGUCCCGGCGGCGGCCAUCCUGAAGAAGGGGCAGGCGGUGCGCUACUGCACGGAGAAGUGCAUCACCAACGACCACUCGGGCUACAUGGAGGGCGCCUACCGCAUGCGCCACGGGUUCGCCCGCAGCAAACGCCAUGUGGUGGACGGAGUGACCGGGGAGGCGAUCGUCGGCUUCGACCGGAUGCUGUUGGAUGAUCACGUGGUGAAUAAGUGGCUGCUGGCCGAGGGGAAGCCGCAGAAUGGUGCGCAGUAGAUGGGAUCGGCUGAGUGGUGCGCGAUGACUGCAGUGUUGAGUGGUUUUUCGGGAGAUGAGUCGUUUCCUUGGUUGUUACGUGUUCGGAGUACAGUAGUCGUUGUGUUUCUGAUUGUUUGAUGAGUACUCGUUGUUUGCGUGGUUUCGUGUUGUUUUUUUAUGGAUUAUUAACCUCUGUUUUUGUCUAAUGCCGGACAUUGUCGCUCAUUAUAUGAUUUUAGCUUCAUUUGGUUUUAUUAAAAAGCAGCGCCUCCCGA
Messenger RNA from Paramacrobiotus metropolitanus, 1746 nucleotides. Its product is annotated as BTB/POZ domain-containing protein 6-like. The transcript has 6 exons. Lineage: Eukaryota; Metazoa; Tardigrada; Eutardigrada; Parachela; Macrobiotidae. Gene Ontology annotation, biological process: neurogenesis. The record is from RefSeq and is a predicted model, not a curated record. Bases 182 to 1489 code for a protein of 435 amino acids. Gene Ontology annotation, molecular function: protein binding. Gene Ontology annotation, cellular component: cytosol.